This is a messenger RNA of Cynara cardunculus var. scolymus (artichoke), 1707 nucleotides long. Its product is annotated as serine/threonine-protein phosphatase PP-X isozyme 2-like. The record is from RefSeq and is a predicted model, not a curated record. Lineage: Eukaryota; Viridiplantae; Streptophyta; Magnoliopsida; Asterales; Asteraceae. Gene Ontology annotation, cellular component: cytoplasm; nucleus. Gene Ontology annotation, molecular function: protein serine/threonine phosphatase activity. The transcript has 8 exons. Gene Ontology annotation, biological process: peptidyl-serine dephosphorylation; double-strand break repair via homologous recombination. Bases 378 to 1322 code for a protein of 314 amino acids.
CCCUAAUGAUACUAUAGAGUGAUUGAUGUUUUCUCCACAUAGUUUCUAAUUAUGUGAUGUAACUAACCAUUAAAUGAGAUGCUUCAAUUUAGUGGCUAGUUGUUAGCUAUCCGUUUCCAAAGCUCUUUCAGAAAGAUGACCAUAUGCUUCCUAAUUUCUGUGUUUAGCAUGUUUUGUUCUGUAGUCCUUCAAAGUUGUUAUCAAACAUGAACAUUAGCUGAAUAUUUUGUAUCACUUGCUCGUGGACAUAUCAAAACCUCACAACUUAUUCUGUUGUUUUUUGUUUCUGAAUUAUACACACAUGACAUAAAUUUAUUACUAAAUCAUCCUAUACAGUCCAAGAUGAUGCAGUUCAUGGUUUUUAUAUAAUUUAGUUUAUGAAUGUAGCCCAUAUCUUACUUGGAAAUUUGUGGAUGUUAUUUUGUGGUAGCCCUAAGGAAAAUAAUUUAUACAGCUCGAAGUGCGGAAAAAAGAGAUUAAUCAUUUAUAAACCAAGAAGUAUGUUGAAGAUUCUAAUCCACCAACCAAUGUUGAGCAAGAUACAGAUAUGUGGUGACAUCCAUGGACAGUUUUAUGACAUGAAAGAACUUUUUAGAGUAGGAGGUGAUUGCCCAAAGACUAGCUACUUGUUUCUUGGGGACUUCGUGGAUAGAGGGUUUUACUCCGUGGAGACGUUUUUGCUUUUACUUGCCCUGAAGGUGAGGUAUCCAGACCGGAUAACACUGAUUAGAGGCAACCAUGAGAGCCGCCAAAUCACACAGGUGUAUGGAUUCUAUGAUGAAUGCCUUAGGAAGUAUGGUUCUGUCAAUGUUUGGAGAUACUGCACAGAUAUAUUUGAUUACCUAAGUUUGUCCGCUCUCAUUGAGAACAAAAUUUUUUCGGUUCAUGGUGGUCUCUCUCCUGCUAUCAACACAUUAGAUCAGAUUCGGACAAUUGACCGGAAGCAAGAAGUACCUCAUGAAGGUGCCAUGUGUGACCUCCUAUGGUCAGACCCGGAGGAUAUCGUGGAUGGGUGGGGUUUGAGUCCUCGUGGUGCCGGUUUCUUGUUCGGUGGCAGUGUCGUCACUACUUUUAACCACACCAACAACAUUGAUUACAUUUGUCGAGCUCACCAGUUGGUAAUGGAAGGUUACAAAUGGAUGUUCAAUGACCAGAUAGUUACUGUCUGGUCGGCUCCAAAUUACUGUUACCGGUGUGGUAAUGUAGCUGCCAUUCUUGAGCUGGAUGAGAAUCUCAACAAAAAGUUUCGCGUAUUUGAAGCCGCCCCACAGGAAUCAAGAGGAGCUCCUGCUAAAAAACUAGCACCAGAUUACUUUCUAUGAUGGAGUCAUCCAUGAGUCGUGGCACCGUUUCCGGUUAACCAAAGAGAUACACAUUUUGCAAUGAAGACGGUUUUGGUUAUGAUACAAAAGGAUUCAGUGGGUCGAUAUUAGGCUUGUGGCCUAGGGUCGUUUCGCUACCCCUUUUUCUUUUGGUAGCUUUUUUUGUCCAUCUCUUUGCUCAUACCAUUGAUUUCAUUUACUUGUUCAUGGGUAAGCCUUAGUGUGUAUCAAUUGUGCAUGUAGAAGGUCAACUUUAGGUCACACAUACUUGAACUUGAAUUUCCAUAUCAUUUUUUGGAUUUAAGAACAUCUGUAUAAACUUCCAACAUCGAACGUUUCGUCUAUUAGUUACACUUUCAAUGGCCACUCGUCACAGCUUCAAGUG